Messenger RNA from Mycotypha africana, 3117 nucleotides. RefSeq lists its product as uncharacterized. Bases 162 to 2732 code for a protein of 856 amino acids. Lineage: Eukaryota; Fungi; Mucoromycota; Mucoromycetes; Mucorales; Mycotyphaceae. Gene Ontology annotation, molecular function: protein binding. The transcript has 8 exons. The record is from RefSeq and is a predicted model, not a curated record.
GGAAUGAAACAUACUCAAUAAUGGUUCGUGGCGAAAUGUAACCUGAAUUAAGCACCUUUCUUUUUCUUUUUUGUACUUUUUUUAAGCUUGACCUUGGGCCUUUUCCGGAGGAACAAGAAUAUACUUUUACUUCCUUUGAAUACAAAAUUUACAAAGCCAACAUGCCUGAACUAGAAGUAGUUUAUGCAAUACGAAACUUUACAGCCGAAAAUGCAGACGAAAUAUCGAUCAAUGUAGGAGAGCAGGUUAUUGUUUUAGAAAAAGACGAUGGGUACAACGAUGGUUGGUGGCAGGGCUGUAAUAUAAGGGGCGAAAUAGGGCUAUUUCCUGUUACUUACACAUCAAGGCAGAUAUCAACCGCUACACCUUCCUCGCCACCUUUUACAACAUCAGCAACCCUGGAAAACAAAAUCGAUUCAUUGGAGAGCACUAUUACAAAAAUGAAAGAGAAUUCACUCAGGAAUCAAAAGAACUCUAUAUCUUCGUUUACUUCUAUCACAUCGAAGAAUAUGCAAGCAGCUGUUAAUCAAUCUCUGGACAGCCCGAACUUGAACUCUCAACCUGUAGAAGAGUGGACAUCUGAACAAGUUGCUGCCUGGCUACAAAGCUUGGGAUUUGAAGCAGAAAUAGCUGAUAAUUUCAAGGAUCAGGAAAUCACCGGUGAUAUUUUAUUGGAAUUAACAUUGGACUCCUUGAAAGAGCUACAAAUUACAACAUUUGGCAAAAGAUUCAAAAUUCACAACGCUAUUAAUGCUUUAAGGCAAGAAACCAAGAAGCAGCAAAUAAUGCAAAACUACAACAAUGCAAAAUUUGAUUCAAGAACCAGCUCAGUUUACUCAGACUCAAACAAACGUAACAGCAACGGAUUAUUAAGCUCAGUUUACAAUUCAUUCAAGCAGCCGCAGUUUUAUAUGGAGGAUGAUGUGGUUUCUGAUUAUAAUAUGGUUCUCAGAAAUUCUCAGUUAGCUAGCCCAAACACAUCAUUACAACAGCAACAUAUCUCUGGGAUAUCUAUUUCUAGACCUCCUUCAGAAAUGGAAAGAUCUAACCAUAGAUUAUCUUCUCUAGUUGAUCAUAAUGCCAUUAAUGCAACUCCAUUGGAACGUCAUAGACUUACACAACAACAACAGCAGCAGCAACAACAACAGCAGUACAAAUUACAAUUAUUGGAAAAGACUGUCUCUCAAACAAAUUCUUUGAAUGAUGCCUCCUCAGACUACUCUCGCAGUACAGUUUUAAGUAAUCAAGAUACAGAAAACAGGUUAUCAUCGAUACCCAGCAGAUACAGUUUUAUGAGAAACAACAAAUUGCAUUCAAUUUUACCGAGUUCGAAUAGUUCGAGCAGUCGACGUUCAGAAGACUUUAGUGGCGGUAUCUCAGAAUCAUCAUUAACGGCACCUGACAUGGAAGGCUGGCUUUAUAAACAAGGCGAUAAGUACAAAACAUGGAAUAAGAGAUGGUUUGUGCUUAAAGGAAGUAAUCUGUUUUAUUUCAAGAGCCCGAAGGCGAUUAGAGUCAAGGGCAUUAUCAAUUUGAAAGGGUAUCGAAUCAACGUCGACGAAUCAAUUCAACCUGGUAAAUACUGCUUCAUGGCUCAUCAUGAUAGAGAGCGAACAUUUUAUUUCUACACGGACUACGAAAAGUCUAUGAAAGACUGGUUAAAAGCAUUGAUGAAAGCCACUAUUAUCCGCGAUUUUGCAACUCCUGUCAUGUCUUCCAACACCAUUCCAACGAUCUCAUUAGAAAUGGCACGAAAAAUGCGCCCUCGACCACCCUCAACCAUUUUCUCAACUCAAAAAGAAUUGUCACCUUCGUUCCGAAGCAUAAAUCAGCAUUUCUCAGUAAUGUCUUUAGAUGAGAGACCAGAGCCGUUCAUUAAUGUAUCGAAUCCACAACAAGAUGGCUCCCGUGGACCGUCGUCUAUAAAUAUGCGCCAGCCAUUGGAACAAGAGCACUAUCAUAGAAAGCCAAACAAUAUUGCUGAUAGUAUGUCUGACUAUUCAAUCGAUCAACGUAAUCGGAUGAAUGAUUCAGGAUUCAAUAGUACAGGAGGUGGCGGUAAUAAAUGGUUGACACGAACUGGUACUGGAAGUAGUGGAUCGACCACUCACCAUAGCAUGUCUAUUGCCUCCGUCAUCCACCAGCAAAAUACGCCAUCAACCAACUUUAAUAAUGACUACAACAACUCAAAUUACCAACCUCACGAGGAUGACGAGGAUCUAAUUGAUCCCGACCAAAAAAGUGUGGCAGGAUCAACUAGAUUGCCUAAUGGUUUUAAUAGUGGUCAAAAACAAGAGGAAUAUAUUGAGUGGAUCAAUGCAAAUGUUACAAACGGAAUUCGAUCGUUGUCAGAGCUUAACACAGGAGAUGUUCUUUUAGAAUUUCUGGGACGACUCAGUGGUAAGGAGAUACCAACACCAGUCACAUUACCUUCGCAAACAGUUGCAACACAAAAAAUGGAUCGUGUCAUUUCCGUAUUUAAAUUUCUCAACCAUGAGGGCAUUCAGCUGGACGGCAUAUGUUCCAUAAGAGACAUCUUGGACGGAAAUGAGUUAAAAAUCUUACGCCUUCUUACAGUCAUCGAGAAGUGGUCUGGAACCGCUUCGAAUGAUGAUAUGAGCCUCAGCAAAAGGAGAGUCAGCAAUGGGACACUUGACGACGCAGCACAAGCCAAUAAAUUGUCGCAGCUGGCUACCAUUGGUGUUCAACAGCAUGCUAUCACCUUACGAUAGCUUAGUUCAUUACACUCUCUUGGAGCUAGCAAUAGGUGAACUUGUUUGUUGUAGAGCUUAUAUACACAUAUAUGAUAUCCGAGCUCAUAUGUUAUCCCUCUUCGCCAUGUAAACUAUUCUGAAAUUGUCCCAUUGGGAAUGCUAUUGUAAAUGACUAUCCCUUAUUUUCUAUUAGUAUGCUUUUAUUGUAAUUCUUAUUAUCAUUUUUAUUAUACUCUCCUCUUUUUUAUAUAUUUAUAUGUAUACAUUUAUAUUCAAGAAGAUGCCUGUCACCAAGACCCGCUUCAUCCAUAGCUUUCUAUAAAUUAGACUCCCUGUUACUACUCACUUGCGAAUACCAAAAAAAUUAAAUGAAAUAAUAAAAGCCUUGCUUUCUGGACAAAGC